CUUAGUCCCGGAACUUUGGUACCCGGGCGGAGCGGUGCACCCGGACCCGGAGCAGUCUCAGGCGGAAGUGUCUCUUGCGUGCGUGGGCGUAAGGUUGUUGUGCGCACCCACCCGGGCGGUUCGCAAGUCUGAGAGAAUCAAGAUGGAGGCCAUGGCGACCCCAGGGGUGGCGGCGGCGGCGGCGGCGGCGACGAAGGAACCCGAUGAGGGCUGCAUGGAGCCUAGACCUGGACACUGGGGUGAGCUAAUCCGGACACCAGUCCCAUCUAAACCCCAGGACAAAGUGGAAGCAGUUGAGGCAAUGCCAGUGACCCUGGACAGUGACACCUCCACGGCUGAAAAUGCAGCAGUGAGUGCCAUGCUGCAUGCUGUGGCUGCCAGCCGCUUGCCUGUGUGCAGCCAGCAGCAGGGUGAACCCGACCUGACAGAGCGUGAGAAAGUAGCCAUCCUAGCCCAGCUGUAUCAUGAGAAGCCACUGGUGUUCCUGGAGCGCUUCCGCACAGGCCUCCGUGAGGAGCACCUGGCCUGCUUUGGUCACGUGCGUGGUGACCACCGUGCAGACUUCUACUGUGCUGAGGUGGCCCAGCAGGGCACUGCCCGACCCCGCACCCUGCGUACCCGCCUCCGUAACCGGCGCUAUGCUGCCCUGCGAGAGCUGAUCCAAGGGGGCGAGUACUUCAGUGAUGAGCAGAUGCGGUUCCGGGCCCCCCUGCUGUACGAGCAGUACAUCGGGCAGUAUCUCACCCAGGAGGAGCUCAGUGCCCGCGCCCCGACCCACCAGGCCCCCAAGCCCGGGUCCCCUGGCAGGCCCGCCUGCCCGCUCUCCAACCUGCUGCUCCAAUCCUACGAGGAGCGGGAGCUGCAGCAGCGGCUGCUCCAACAGCAAGAGGAGGAGGAAGCCUGCUUGGAGGAAGAGGAAGAAGAGGAGGACAGUGAUGAGGAAGACCAGAGGUCAGGCAAGGACUCGGAGGCCUGGAUCCCUGACUCAGAGGAGAGGCUGAUCCUGCGAGAAGAGUUCACCAGCCGGAUGCACCAGCGCUUCCUGGAUGGCAAGGACGGGGACUUUGACUACAGCGCAGUAGACGACAACCCCGACUUCGACAACCUGGACAUCGUGGCACGGGAUGAGGAGGAGAGGUACUUCGAUGAGGAGGAGCCUGAGGAUGCACCCAGCCCAGAGCUGGAAGGGGACUGAUGGCUGCCACCCUUCUCACCGCCUGCCCCAUCCUCGACCCCAACAAGGCAACUGAUUCCAGGCCAGCUCAGUGACCCUUUCUCUAGGGAGACAUCAGGGCAGCACCCAUCGCCCCACACAUACCACCAUCUCGCUGGGUCUAGUCUCGUCUCAGGCAAGCCCACCCCCUCUUGUUUCUGGGGUUCCCUGCCUUUGUCCUCUCUCCCACCCCGUCCCUUGCCUCUGUCGUUGCCUGUGGGCUUCUCUCUCUCCCUGCCCCCGCUCCCUCUUGCCAAUGCUCUGGCUGGCUGUCUCCCCUUGCUGGAGGCCAGCUAGCAGGCCGUUUCAUAGCUGGAAGUGGCCGGUUUGGUUCUUGUGCUGACCCCUGGGCCCCAGUGCAGCCGCCUCCUGUGCGUCCGUCUCCCCCUCUCUGUUUAUGUCUGCACUCUGUUUCACACUCUGAGCCUCCUCGCUUCUGUUAGGUUCCCAUCUUUCCUUCUGCCUCACUUUGGGCCUCUUGUUCUUUCUGCUGGUACAUUUCCACCUCUCUAGGCAUCUGCUGUCACUGUCCCUGUCUGUCUCUCAGCUUUUAUCUCUGCAUUUCAAUCCCCUGCUCCAGGCUCUGGGCCCCUUCUUCCCUCUUCCCUCAAACCUGGCUGCUAUGGGCUAGGCAGUACGCUGACCACCGAGUAAUGCAGCCCCAGGGGAGGGAGGAGACCCCGGGGAAGGAAGGCUGGGGCACAGCUCUCAUCACUCCCAAGGACCCAGGCUGGGGGUCACGGGGCCUGCCAGCUUGAGUGUAGAGGGAGGGGGGACUCGACCCCCUCAGCCCCACCAGCCCCCCUCUGCCCAACCACAAUUUUCCCUUCCUCCGCCUUCCUCUCCCUCUCCUGUUUACACUCCCCAAAUGUGCACAGGCUGUUAUCAUGGGUCCUGAGUCAUCCCACACACAGCCUGCCCCAGCAUCCCUGCCCCCAGCUGGCCGCAGGGCCCGCCCCAUGGAGCCCCCUGCCGCCCUGGGCUAAUGGGAGCCAGAUGGCCGCCUGGUGACUCAGCCACGGGCCUGUGGGAACCCAGGCGUCCCGCCUUCCCAUGCCCCCACACCCGGCUCCUGCUCCCCCAGCAGACAUACACACAGAAGGGCCUGGCCACUAUUGAGGGGGUGCACAGGCCAAGGGUCAGCAAGACAGGGCCUGGGGACUCCUCAUGCCUCUGUGAUGGAAGGGUGGCGUCCUGCCAUGGCUCAGCCUGAAGGACCCUCAAAACUACCUCCGGGAGUCCACCAGCCUCAGCUGUGCCCUCUGGGUCAACCAGAAUUUGAGCCAGACAGGGAAAGUGAGAGCUGGAUGGAGGGAGACAGAUGUUCAGACAGAGCAACUACUAAAGAACGAAAGCCUCCCCUGUGGAGCGCUUCUGUCCUCUCAGGCCCGAGCCACAGCCCAGCCAACUAGUGAAAUGGGUCACGGGAGGCCCGGAAAGGUGCUGCUUCCUCAAGGCCACUCGGCCAUCAGAGACAGACGUGACACACGAACCCAGGCCUAGGGCCACAAAGGUCCUAGAGAUGACCGGGCUGUCUGGCUGGUCAGGUGUCGGGGCCGUCCAGAGCUGGGCAGCGUUGAAGGGACAAGUGCACACGCAGGCGCCCUCACAAAGGAAGGUUGGAGAAGGGUCAGACGGCAGGCCUAGUGCCCCGUGCUGGGCACUGUCCUGGACACAGACAGGAUCGGGUCAUCAUGUGGAGAUCAGUCUCCAAAUCACUGAGUUGGCCCAGCUGUGCUAUGUGCUAGGGACAGAUAUCACUCCUUUGUCACCCAGAGGAGGAAGCGGUUGCCAGGCCCAAGAUAACCCAGCAGCCAGACUCCGGGACCUCAGGGUCACACCUCGGAGAGCCAAGAGUGCAAGAUGAGAGCCGUAUGUCUCUUACGUAUCUGCAUUUGUGCCCCGUUUGUAAGAGCAGAGGGCCUGGACCACAGGAAGAGUAUCAGCCUUUGGUGACAGGCACAUUUUUGACCAGUCUAUCAUUUGGUCAUUAAAUUUGUUUACGCUAUACUCUGCU
Messenger RNA from Saimiri boliviensis boliviensis (Bolivian squirrel monkey), 3230 nucleotides. RefSeq names its product coiled-coil domain containing 97 (gene CCDC97). The record is from RefSeq and is a predicted model, not a curated record. Lineage: Eukaryota; Metazoa; Chordata; Mammalia; Primates; Cebidae.